Messenger RNA from Falco peregrinus (peregrine falcon), 1914 nucleotides. RefSeq names its product dual specificity phosphatase 28 (gene DUSP28). Lineage: Eukaryota; Metazoa; Chordata; Aves; Falconiformes; Falconidae. Gene Ontology annotation, molecular function: MAP kinase tyrosine/serine/threonine phosphatase activity. The coding region runs from base 1324 to 1806 and encodes 160 amino acids. The record is from RefSeq and is a predicted model, not a curated record. Gene Ontology annotation, cellular component: cytoplasm. The transcript is spliced from 3 exons. Gene Ontology annotation, biological process: protein dephosphorylation.
GAGUAGUUCAAACAUCUCCAAAGCAAACCUCCUGCUGUGGAGCGGGUCCAAAAAUGGACCCUUUGUGUGUAAUGGGUACAACAGCCAACUCUCCUAAAAACUGCUCGAUGAGAAACAGGGCCCUUCACCGCUGGCUCCAGCCACAGCUCAGAACUGUCACCUGUAGUGACGCAUCACCCAAGAGCCUUGGGACCACCAGCACUCGAUCACAGCCUGCUGAUGGGCAGCUGCAAUAAUGGACCCCAUCACUUCUCCUGUGGUUUUCCAGGUGGGAAGUUCUGGAGCCCCUGUGGCACACUCAGAUAGCUGUGGCCACUUUUAUGUCUUUGAAGAGAGCGGUGGGGCACAUCCAGGACACCAUGUCCCUCUUCUUCUGCUGCAUCGGGAAGGGAAAGACCAGCGUGCUCAUCCUGAGGGACAUAGGCAUGACCCUCAUUAAAGACCCAUGACUGCAAAUUAAAUACUACCAUGAUUUUCUGGAAAUGAUGACAGAGGGCAGCCUGGAAGAAGCUCUGCUGAGCGUAAGAAUUUCAUUUUUCCUCCACUGCUCCUCACCCUCUGAGAUCCCACCGCAGUGCUCCUGCCAGCACCACUCACUUUCAGCCAGCCAGGACCUGGGCAGCCCCUCGGGCUGGAUGGGACCUGACCUCCAGUCCCACAAGCUCUUGCAGUGCUCAGUGCCUCAGCCACAGCAGGGAUGCCCCAAAGCCUGAGCUUUCAGGUCAGCAAGAACCAGUCCCUGCUCAAGCAUCCUUAUUGCUGCCCUGACAGAAAAGAUGGGUGGUUUAUGAUGUGGCAUCACACCUUCGCUGGGCAGCUCGUUAGAAGGGUGGGCUAAUGGUGAUCACACAGCACUUGUGAUGGUUUCAGAGAGGCAGUGUCAUCUUGUGGCAGCGGGCAGCCAGCUGCCUUGGUCAGCGCAAGAGGUCACCUCCUCGGCAUGGCCUCCCUCAGCCCUGUGCUCCUCUGCUGGAGGUCCCAGGGAUGCUGGACUUGGUGAUACCUCGUGCAACAGCCGCAGCUUCCCUGUCCUGCUCCAGUUGCAUCACCGUCAUCAUCAUCACCUUUCCAGGGCAGCUCUGAGGAUCCUGCAGGCACUAGGACCUGCCUGAAGCCUUUACGACUGUGCAGCGGGGCUAAAUAUAGCCCAGCCCAGCUGGCUGCCAGGCAGCGCUCCCUACGCACUGCUGGGCGAAGCACCCCAAUCCCCUCGGCACCCCGAUCCCCCGGCACCCCAGCCCGUGCCGCAGCCCGGCCGCCACACAGAAGCAGCCAGCCAGGAGCCCUGCACUGGGGCCAGUGACAAGGUGGCCUCGGUGGCCGAUGGUCCAGCUCUGCAAGGUCACGGCCUCGCUGCUCAUCAGCAAUGCCAGGGCGGCCUGCAACGAGGACCUGCUCACGCGAGAGGGAGUCACCUUCUGCGUUAAUGUCACCAGGCAGCAGCCGUUCCCCAGGCUCCAGCGGGUCCGGGGCAUACGGGUCCCAGUGUUCGAUGACCCGGCCGAAGACCUGUACCGGUACUUCGAGCAGUGCAGCGAUGCUAUAGAAGAGGCUGUGAAGAGCGGUGGGAAGUGCUUGGUUUACUGUAAAAACGGCCGCAGCCGCUCAGCUGCCAUUUGCACGGCUUAUCUGAUGAGACACCGAAAGCUGCCACUCAAGGACGCGUUUGAGACUGUGAAGUCUGCCAGACCAGUAGCAGAACCCAAUGCAGGAUUUUGGUCUCAGCUGCAGAGAUAUGAAGAAGAUUUGCAGAUAGCAAAGCAGUCUGAUCUGCUGAGCAAAGGACUUAAAAAUAGCAAUGUGUGAAGAUGUUAUAAAAGGAGUGAAGUGGCUUGCUGGAGAUUUUUUAAAAAAAAAAUAAGGUAAUCACAUCAAGUAUCACCUAUACAUAAAACGCCUUACUCCCUGAAGUGA